CUCCUCCUCCUCCACCACUACCACCAUCACCUCCUCGUCCUCCUCCUCCUCCUUCUCCUCGUCUCAGCUUGGUGCCUGGUCCUGGCGUGGCUGCCGAACGGUCCCGGUCGAUCCUUUCCGAACUAAAUGCCUCUGUGACCGAAUCUCUACCUUCGCCAUCUUAGCCCAGCUCAGUGCUGAAAUGAAUCCGGAAAAAGUGCUUGUCCCGUCGGUCACCUUAAUCGUUGGCUGUGGAGUGUCUUCCUUGACCCUCUUGCUCUUGAUUAUCAUUUACAUCUCAGUCUGGAGAUACAUCCGCUCCGAACGUUCCGUCAUCCUUAUCAACUUCUGCCUCUCCAUCAUAUCGUCCAACGCGCUCAUCUUGAUCGGCCAAACGCAGACCCGGAACAAGGUGAUAUGCACUUUGGUGGCUGCCUUCCUGCACUUUUUCUUCCUCUCCUCCUUCUGUUGGGUGUUGACCGAAGCUUGGCAGUCCUACAUGGCCGUGACGGGCAGGCUGCGGAACCGCAUCAUCCGUAAACGCUUCCUGUGUCUCGGAUGGGGGUUGCCUGCCUUGGUGGUUGCCAUCUCUGUGGGAUUCACGAAAGCUAAGGGCUACAGCACCAUGAACUACUGUUGGCUUUCCUUGGAAGGAGGUUUGCUCUAUGCCUUCGUGGGACCUGCCGCGGCUGUCGUUUUGGUGAACAUGGUUAUUGGUAUUCUGGUGUUUAACAAACUUGUAUCCAAAGAUGGAAUAACAGAUAAGAAACUGAAGGAACGGGCAGGUCAGAUGGCAGUGCCUCUUUACGGCAUCACGCUCAAAUGUACCAAGUGUGGAGUGGUUUCUUCCGCUGACGUUUCGGCCACAGCCACCAGUAACGCCAUGGCGUCCCUGUGGAGUUCCUGCGUUGUCCUCCCUCUCCUCGCCCUGACCUGGAUGUCAGCUGUGCUGGCCAUCACGGAUCGCCGGUCGGCCCUCUUCCAGAUCCUGUUUGCAGUUUUUGACUCCCUGGAGGGUUUUGUCAUUGUCAUGGUCCAUUGCAUCCUGAGAAGAGAGGUACAGGACGCUGUGAAAUGCCGUGUGGUGGACCGCCAGGAAGAAGGGAAUGGAGAUUCAGGGGGGUCGUUCCAGAAUGGACAUGCUCAGCUCAUGGUAGGAUAA
This is a messenger RNA of Pogona vitticeps (central bearded dragon), 1141 nucleotides long. Lineage: Eukaryota; Metazoa; Chordata; Lepidosauria; Squamata; Agamidae. The record is from RefSeq and is a predicted model, not a curated record.